CAUUUGUUGUUUCCUGGCGGAACACAAUAGCGGUGUCGCUAUCGGAAGUACACGCUGUGUUGCUUUGGGGAAAAUAAAACGGUACUGUGCAAAAUGUUUGCUGUCAGAAAGUGUCGGAUUUUUGCGAGAUGCACAACGUUGCAGUCUUUUAGGAGUAAUGCAGGUUCAAGUCAGCAAAGUAUUAACACACAGCAACAGCGGGAUAUGCUUGACAGUGAUAAGCCAAUGAAGAUUGAAAAUCCUUACAAAGAGCCACCUAAGAAGUGCACACUGUGCGGCAUAUCAGUGGAUUACAAAAAUGUGCAGCUUCUUUCUCAGUUUAUUUCACCAAACACAGGAAGAAUAUAUGGCAGGCAUAUAACAGGUCUCUGUGGGAAAAAACAAAGAGAAAUUUCAAAGGCUAUCAAAAAAUCACAUUACAUGGGGCAGAGUCGUGGGGUAGCUGGAACCUAUCCCAGCAGUCAUCAGACACAAGGCAGGAACACCACGUGGAGAGAGUGCCAGUCCAUCAGAGGGCAAACAUGAAGACACACACAUGCUAAGGCCAAUUUAGCAAUGCCAGUUCACCUACUUUGUAUGUCUUUGAACUGUUGGAGGAAACUUGACCACCUGGUAGAAACCCACAUGGACACAACACCGGAAGAACAUGCAAACUCUACGCUGGGAGCCCCAGGGAUGUCAACCUCAGUCUCCUUGUUGGGAGGCCAUGCCACCCCUGCUCUGUACAUGUGUGCUAAGAUCACUUCAUAGCCUAAUGGAAAAAGACACUGGAUCCUGAACCUAAUAUAAUGUACACUGUAACUGUUUAAAAAAUAUUAACCCAGAAAAGAGACUCUAGUAAGUAAGCUAUAUCAUUGUUCUGCAAAUAAAAAUGUUAAUUCUGGAUA
This is a messenger RNA of Polypterus senegalus (gray bichir), 887 nucleotides long. RefSeq names its product mitochondrial ribosomal protein S18C (gene mrps18c). NCBI's taxonomy places the organism in Eukaryota, Metazoa, Chordata, Cladistia, Polypteriformes, Polypteridae. The record is from RefSeq and is a predicted model, not a curated record. Gene Ontology annotation, molecular function: structural constituent of ribosome; small ribosomal subunit rRNA binding. Gene Ontology annotation, cellular component: mitochondrial small ribosomal subunit; ribosome. The transcript is spliced from 6 exons. Gene Ontology annotation, biological process: mitochondrial translation. Bases 94 to 525 code for a protein of 143 amino acids.